Molecule: messenger RNA, 2379 nt
Organism: Rattus norvegicus (Norway rat)
Lineage: Eukaryota; Metazoa; Chordata; Mammalia; Rodentia; Muridae
Gene: Pxdc1
Product: PX domain containing 1
Molecular function (GO): phosphatidylinositol binding
Source: RefSeq, a predicted model, not a curated record
GGCCGGGCGGGUCGAGGGCGGCGCGGGGACCAGCACCAGUCCCACUGUCCGGAUCCCCGUGCGGUAUGAGCCCGCGUCCCCGCCCCGUGCGGCGCCGCCUCGGGACUCUGGACUUCAGCGACGUGUCAAUCCCACCCCCGCGAGUGCCGGGCAGAGUGCUCAACUCCAGGCAGAAUCCCGAGGAUUCAGAGUAGGAACGAGCAGAAAGUCGCCCUGCGCUCCGGGAGAGCGCAGGACCCGCCCCGCUUAGCAGCGGGCAGACUGGGGAGGCGGCGCCUUGCGUGGAGCCUGGGCCGGGACCGCCCGCGGCGGGUCAGCGGGAGGCAGGAGGGAGGUGCUGCAGCCCGGACUCGACGUCGACGCCCGCACCGCCCGCGAUGGGAAGUGCCUUAUAAAGCCGCAGCCGGAGCAGUCAGACAGACUCUUGGCGACGCCGCCCAGAGCGCGGGCCGCACGUAGCCGCCCCAGAGUGCGCGAAGAGCUAGAGCACAUCCGCGGGGCAUCAACUUCUACCCACCGGGACUCUUAACGGCCGUUGCGAGGAUCGACCGCGUCCCACAGAGAAUUCCUGAUCGCCCUUGCCCAGACCCACUCUGCCCAGGCGGACCCCAGUCGGGGGCCGAGGGCGCCCCCGGCGGCAGGGGCAUGCGCCUCCCGCGGCAUGGCCUCGGCGGUGUUUGAGGGCACGUCGCUCGUGAACAUGUUCGUGCGCGGCUGCUGGGUGAACGGGAUCCGCAGGCUCAUCGUCAGCCGGCGUGGCGAUGAGGAGGAGUUCUUCGAGAUCCGCACCGAGUGGUCGGACCGCAGUGUGCUCUACCUGCACCGCAGCUUCGCGGACCUGGGCCGCCUGUGCAAGCGCCUCCGUGACGCCUUCCCGGAGGACCGGUCUGAACUGGCGCGUGCGCCGCUGCGGCAAGGGCUGCUUGCCAUCAAGGGUGCACAUGACAUAGAGACCAGGCUGAACGAAGUCGAGAAGCUGCUGGAGACGGUCAUUAGCAUGCCGUGCAAGUAUUCUAGGUCUGAGGUUGUCCUCACCUUCUUUGAAAGAUCGCCUCUGGAUCAGGUGUUAAAAAAUGAUAACGUCCAUAAAAUCCAACCCAGCUUUCAAAGUCCUGUGAAAAUAUCAGUAUAUAUAUUUACAUGUGUGUGCCUGGUGUCCACAGAGGCUAAAGAAGGCAUUGGAUCCCUCAGAACUGGAGUUGUAGACGGUUGUGAGCCGCCAGAAAUCAUGAGGUCCAACGGAUUUUGUUUGGCAAACACAGAAACAAUAGUCAUUGACCACAGCAUACCCAAUGGGAAGGACCAGCUCCUGGAUGCGGAUUCCACAGAGCAUUUGUUUGAGAAUGGUGGUGAGUUCACCUCAGAGUUGGAAGAUGGUGAUGACCCAGCAGCUUACGUCACCAACUUGUCCUAUUACCAUCUGGUUCCAUUUGAGACGGACAUUUUGGACUGAGCCUCUCCACAGGGCCUUGUCUGCCUCUAUUCUUGACUGCAUGUCCUCUUGCUAUCUACUGUGUGUCCCCAAGGGCCAACGCUGCUGUUCACCUGGGCCUCUGAGGGCCCUGAAGUUCAACAGGCCUGGGUUUUUAGAAAGCGGAGGAGGCACAAGGGAUCUUGAUGACCACAGGCAGCUCUGAGGGCCUUCUCCCUGCACUCAGCCUGCCUUUUAUGGGACACACUAUUCCUGCAGACCAUGCUUCCUCUUGUCUCUGCUGGCUUGGGGAGCAUUCCUCUUGGUCACAUGGCCCUGACUCCCCACUUUUCUCUUGUGUAUCAAAGGCACUAAGCUUUUCAAGAGGAUUUUUGGUAAGUUACCAAGUUCCGGACCUCAUGGGCAGGGGAUAUUAAGUAACUCAGGACUUUCCUGAGAAGAAGGACGUGUGUCUUCUCUUUUUCUUCUUUACAUCUGCUCCCUGGAAACUGGGUUUGGGGUCAGUUGGAAGGAGAGUUUACACAACAUCAAGCUUGGAGAAGAUUGCUGGCUUUAGGGCGGGGAAAACAUUCACAGUCCGGUGCAUAUGAACCAGGUGUAAAGUUUUCUUCCAGAAAAGAGAGCUCCCUCCUCUCUGCCGGCACCUGUCAGCUCUUCUGCCAGGCAGUGAUGUGGUCACCACUGCUUAGGGUGCUCAAAACCCCUCCUCUGGUAAACUCCAUGGCAUAAGUGCCAUGGUGAACCAGAAAGGAAGGGCUGGGGAGUAAGGGAAGCUUACAGCUUGGACCGCAGAAGGUCUGGGUCCUGCAAGCUCAUGUCUUCACUGUGUCUACUAACGACCAGCACUUGCUAAUGUAAAUAAUAGUAAAUUAUUGAAAAUUCUAAUUCUUUUACACAGUCUGUUUUUAAUCUAUUUUAAUGAAAUAAAAUCUAUUGUUCUACUUUGA